Ruditapes philippinarum (Manila clam) is the source of this 1832-nucleotide messenger RNA. RefSeq lists its product as uncharacterized. Gene Ontology annotation, molecular function: protein binding. Lineage: Eukaryota; Metazoa; Mollusca; Bivalvia; Venerida; Veneridae. Gene Ontology annotation, cellular component: membrane. The coding region runs from base 1 to 1827 and encodes 608 amino acids. The record is from RefSeq and is a predicted model, not a curated record. The transcript has 6 exons.
AUGGAUAGCAAUCAGCAGAAAGGUUCAGAUGUUGCUAGAAUGAUUUGGAUUGUUGGAAGUCCGAUCAUUUUUGCUGUUGGAGUUUUCGUUCAUGGACAUGUUUUAAUUGGUAUUAAAUUGAGUGAUGUCGUCAUUGUUGAGACGUCUACAGCAAGGAAAAAAAUAAUUCCACAUAAUUUAACAGUGUGGCUGACAAAUACAUCAUGCGAAAGUAUCCUACACCAGAUUCCUGAUAUUGAAAUUGAUUACAUAGAUGACCUUAUGUUAGAGACACUUUGCAACAUUUCCUUCAAUCCAGAUAUUGAUAACUUAGCAACUAUACAAGAGUCAACCAAAGAUAGAAAAAUAAAAGUAUGUUGGUAUGACGACAUUAAUUAUGGACAAUAUUUUUCUGGAAUACAUCAGAUCAUGGCAACUGUCAGCUAUAUAAUUAUACCAGCUACGAUCUUCUUCGCUGGUUUUAUAAUUAUAAUAAAGAGCCUCCAUGAAAGUAAAAACUGGCGCAAGCGUAUGGGGACGGAGUUCAUGCGGACUAAGCGAGCGUCUGACAACCAUGCUACACAGAUUACCGUAACAUUGCUUUUUGUAAACAUCGUUUUCAUUAUAACGACGACACCUGCGUUAAUUUAUCUGAUGGGAAGAUCAACCUGGGUUGAUGAGAACCUCGGAAUGACAGAAGAACAGGAGAUCAUAUGGGCGAUUGUGAAUUUGAUGGUGUACAUAAAUCACUCUAUCAAUUUUAUCUUGUAUUUCCUCAGUGGACAGCGGUUCCGUCGUACAGUAGAGUGGGUGACUGAAGCACGUUCUGUCUUGGUUAUUUCAGAUGAUUCUCAUGAUAUAUGUACAGACACUAUAAAUGAUGAAGCAGGCGAACUCCGUUUUGAUUCACAGAAGCUAUCGUCCUACAGUUUUGGUAACAAAUGCAGUGUUACAGUGCAACCACAGUCAGACUUUCUCCCGCAACCUAUACUAGUAUUAUUUUAUUUUACAAAGUUUGGCCUCAGUGAAACAUGCGAAUACUUGAACGUUACAGUCCAGGAAGGAUUAAUAUUAAGGAAACCAGUUCAAGGCUUACCAAGACAUUUGUGCGGGCACAACACGUCACUUGAAGAUCCGUCACAAAUAUUUACGACAGAAGCUUCCAUAUUCACGGUCACGUUUCAAAGACAGAAAAUAGCUAGCUACCCAAGAUGGAACUUUACAAUAAAGUAUAUUGCUUUUAGUUUAGGUAAAUGCGAUAAAGCGGGUGUGUAUAAGUGCACCAAUGGACACUGUAUUGCCAAUGAUUACAUGUGCUCUAAUGACGUCAACGCAUGUGGCGAUAAUGGUGAACACAUGCAAAGUUGUGCUAUACAUGAUGCAGUCAUAGACACUCUGAAGAUCAUUGGUGAAUUUAGUUGGAUCAUACUAGUUAUCAUUGGGUUGUGUGUUUUGAAAGGCUGUUGGAAGCGGUGCAGGGAAAAGUAUAGAUCAUCUAGAUCGUCUUGUCGGUGCAAUUUGUUCGAACAUUUAUCAAAUUGCCGUAUAUCUAUACGUAGAAGGUUAAACACGUUUCAGAGAAGCAGAUCAUCUUUUCGUGCACGUUCAAUCAGAGAUAGUUUUGAACUUCGGAAUGCACAACGUGUACGGUCGUUACAUGCACGUGAAAAUGGGCGGGAAAGUUCAAAUGAAGACCCUGCAUCAGAUGAACAAAUAAGAGACCCAACUUCUCCAGAAAUCCCUCCUCCUUCUUAUGAUGAAGUCGUAGCGUCAUCAGAUACGACGACCAGCGUUCCAUCAUAUGAAGAAGUAAUGCAAAAUAAAAACAAAUAUGAAAUAAAUGUGUGAUAAUU